AAAUAUUAUAUAUUAUAUUGACAAGGGACCGCUUUUACAAUAGAAAUGGAAAUACAUGUGAUGUCAGUUGGAAAAAAAAGGGGCUUAUUUUCACGCGGAUAGAUUUUGGGUGGAGUAAAUCCUCUCGCUUCGCCGCUUCCUCUCGGUCAUAACGCUGGAUGAUAGAGAGAAGUGCGCCUGACCUGUACGCUUUCCUGAAUGUAAUAGACUACACGAGAUUAACAUAAAUGAGAAUUUCGAUUAUGAUGUUUAUUAGUAUAACAGACGGACUGCAGUUGGUUAGCGUCGAUUUGUAGCUACGAAAACUCCCGACGAAAGCCCUCCUCUACAUCACCACCGGGAAAUUCCAACAUCACUUUGUUUCUGCCUGGCUGAAAGUGUAGGAGUUGGUGGUUUCAAAUAGGAUCAUAUUGAACCGUCCGUAUCAAACAGAACCCUGGUAUGGUAUUGAUACCUAUUUUUAUGCUGUGCAUAGGAUAUGCUUUCUACCUAGCUACUAUUCACUAACGUUAGUCUGUUCACUGAUUUUUGGGCUAACUAGGUAGCGUUAGCCUAGCUAGAGCGUUAGCCUAGCCAGCUAAGCGGUCAUACGAAUGCAAUGGGUCACACACACUGCUGUUCUUCAGGUUGAUAUACGGAUAUGAUGGAUAAUAUCAUAGUCGAAUUGUUCUCCUCAUGGAGUGUAGAUUUUUGGGGACACUGUUUGCAUACACUGGAUACGCUUGGUGACGUUGAUUCAAUGACGACAUGCACCACUAACUUACCGGUACUGGAACAUGUUUGUAGCUGACGUUCCUGGCAACACGCUAGUCGAUGUUAUUGUUAGGUAACGUUAGUUAGCAAACAUUAGCUAGAGAAUUAGCAAGUUGCUGCCUAUGUAGAUAGCGGUGGCAAGCACAAGACAGCUCUUCUAUUCGGGAAGCGCCAAAAUUUCGUAAAUCAUGAAACAUUGCGAAUACCAGCAAAUCGACCCGCAGGCACUUUCAACGCCAACACCGACCCUGCCGCCGCAACACGCUGCUGUUCAGGAAGAGAAGAAGGGGGAAACCGCACGGAGAAAAUGGGAAGUUUUCCCCGGCAAGAAUCGCUUCUACUGUGAUGGACGGAUCAUAGUGGCUCAGCAAAGUGGUGUCCUACCACUCACCCUCGGCCUCAUUUUGGUCACCACUGUACUGUUCUUUGUUUUCGACUGUCCCUUCCUGUUGAAGCACCUGACCGUGUUCAUCCCAGCAAUUGGAGGAGUGCUGUUUGUGUUUGUAGUCAUCUCCCUCCUGCAGACCAGCUUCACUGACCCUGGCAUCCUUCCCCGGGCUACACCGGACGAGGCCGCAGACAUUGAGAAGCAGAUCGAUAACUCUGGCUCUUCCACCUACCGACCCCCUCCCCGCACCAAGGAGGUGAUGAUCAACCAGCAGGUAGUGAAGCUCAAGUACUGUUUCACCUGCAAGAUGUUCCGGCCACCGCGCACCUCCCACUGCUCCCUCUGUGACAACUGUGUGGAGCGAUUCGACCACCAUUGUCCCUGGGUGGGGAACUGUGUUGGGAAGAGGAACUAUCGUUUCUUCUACACCUUCAUCGUCUCUCUGUCCUUCCUGACAGUCUUCAUCUUUGGCUGUGUCGCCACACAUCUAGCACUGAGGGCACAAGGAGGGAGAGGCCUGAUGUUUGCUCUUCAGGAGAGUCCAGCCAGUGCUGUGGAGCUGGUGAUUUGCUUCUUUUCAGUUUGGUCCAUCUUGGGCCUCUCAGGCUUCCAUACCUAUCUGGUUGCUUCUAACCUGACAACAAAUGAAGAUAUCAAAGGCUCGUGGUCGGGGAAGAGUGGGACGGAGGACACCGGUAACCCCUACAGCUAUAACAACAUCAUUACUAACUGCUGCUCUGUACUCUGUGGACCCAUGCCUCCCAGUUUGAUUGACAGGCGAGGCUUCAUGCCAGUGGAGGAGUCGUCCCAGACAGUUGCCACGGAGAUAGAGCUGGCCGCUAAGAACGAGAUAAACGUGUGUCAACUGGUAUUGUGUCUCUCCGUAUUUGUGUGUAUGGCCCAUCACCACCCCCCACUAGGAGGACAGCUGUCUGGACUUUGCUCUGUCCUGUGCUGGCUGAUGAGCAAGUGCACACAGGGAACUAAAGAUCUGUUGGAGUCGGCAUCUCGCUCUCCCUGUCCCCAGACAGGGAAACCCCAGACCGUCUCUACUUCCUGUCCCGAAAGCAUCGACCCAGCUGACCCGGCGGUGACCUUUAACCCUGAUGUAACCUCUGACCCUGACCCUGUUGCGGUGCCCUCUCUGAAAUGCGGAGGCCGCCACCACAGCCACACCACCAGUCCUCCGGACGAACCCCGCCAGCUGCACCACCACCAUAACCGGCACCACAAGACGCGGUCGGCACGGAGCAGCAGCAAGCGGGCUGCUCUCCACAUCUCCAACCCGGCAUACAACGUCAGCCUCAGCCCCCCCACCUCUCCAGGCCUUGGGCCUAGUCAUGGCACAGGGGCAGAGGAGCACGUAAGGGACCGCUUUGCCACAUUGCACUGAGUCAAGCAAACUCUUCACUUCCUCUGAGUGAAUGGACCUGCGCCUUGCUGCCUUCCACAGCUCUACGCUCUGCAUGCUGUACAACAGUUUAGUCCUACUUGCCAGACUCAUGGCGCACGGCUAUAGGAAGAGACUACAGUCAAUCACACUGGAUGCAGUCAGGUGGUAGCUUUUAUAAUCUAUGUAAGUCCACAAGUCCUCUGGGAGAGGUGGGACAUGACUGAAGCAUCACCAGCACCCUCUUUACAUCCUGGGCCUAUGUGGUGGUUGGGGACAAGGAUGUGUGACUGUUACUUUGGAGCUUAAGGAUGUAUUACUGAGGAUAGCUGUGGGGGGGUGUGACCGUCUGGAGAAGUCAUUGCACGGUGGCCAGCUUUCACUAGCUAGGCCUAUCACAUCUACUACCAAUUUGUAUAGCCUGCUUGGGCCUUUAUUAGACUGCAAAUGAAUGGAGAGCCCUUCUAGAGAUACAUUACAGCUUCCUAUCAGAAGAGGGCACUACCUGCAGUGAGAGUGGUACAUGUGAACACUUAUAGGACACACAGACAAACCUCCAAAUGUAAUUGAACUGAAUAGCCCCUUUGUUUACAGCGAAAAGCACAACAAAAGAGCUGGUAUUUUGUGGGGCAAACUUGUGUAGCUACUCAGUGAACCAUACAUUCUUCUGUUGACACACUCCAGCUGAAGAGACCUAGCCAGCACUACAGGGCCUCAUACAGACUGUUAUUUUUCUGGGUGGCCAAAAACUAGCCUAGCAUCCAAACUGAUGUCGCUAUGAGUGCAGCGUUCAGUCUGGCUUAAGGCUUGAUACACUUUGGGGAUACCUACCUACUGAUUUGGGAUGGCUCAGAUUAUUAGAGUAGUUGGCUUGAGGCCCAAAAACCUGGCUGUGUGAGUGCCAAACAACCCAAAUCCUUUUUUUUAUCUAAAAGCAGAACCGGAUGGAUGAGCUUGAGUUAGUAUGUGAUAGGCUAGCAUUAGUACAUAGAGCUUUCUAUAUAUCAAGGUCUCUGAACUUGAAGAGACCCCCCCCCCCCCCCCACAUCGAUAAGAGUAGCUCUCGUACUUAGCCCUAGACCCAAGGACAGUAGUAAGAGUGACUAGUAUGCACAACACGGACAUGACUGAAAUGCACUGGCAGAUGAGGACGUCUUGAAAAUCCUAACUGCUAUUUUACGGUUCAAAACCAACCAUUCAUUCAACAGUAACGACCCAAGACACCCUUACAGCAUACCUCAGAAAUGCUUCACCUCACACAGGAAUGUGUUCUUACUAAAGCAGUGUUUCCCAUGAUUCAUAUACACCUCUAUAAUACUGCUAUGUACCUGAGACAUGUUAGCAGUAUCUUGCGUCGCAUGUGGUUGCCUCAUGCCAUGUCCAAAUACUCCUUCCUCCUUGAGUCGCUUGCACUAUUAGUCCAGACAGGAUCCCCAGCACUAAUUGCUAUUCCAUAAUCCACAUAUUAGAUGUGUGAAUCUGAUCCCUUCCUUGAUUUUGAGCAGUGAUACUAGACCAAAAUUAGCCUCUUGUUCAUUUGAACCUUUUUGUUCUUUGUGCGGUUUGACAAAUCUAAUAAGGUACUGUGUGAUAUGAGAAGGCCCACUGAACCAGGGCAUCUGAAUAGGAAGAAUUCAGUGAGGUUCUCAAUCUGAAACCAGUCUUUGUGUUAUAGGCUUAGUUAUUUGAUAUACAAGAUAACUGUGAAAGUUCACGUUGAUCUACUUCGUUACGCCUACCCCUGCAGUCAUUUGCACAGAAAACGCAAUGAACUGCCACUGAGCAUGAAACGUGAGCACACUGAGUCGUAGGGACACACAAAGAUCACUUAACACUUGACAGUCCGUUUCAUACAAAUAAAAUGAUAUUCCUUAUUGUCCACUUGGACCUACGGCAUUCGCAUUCACUAGAGCAGAGAAGUGAAUUCACUGCACAUUUUGUAUUUCAAAAAGUGUUUCCCUUCAUCACAACAACUUGGACAUACUGUAGAUCAGUGGUCAUCCACAAUGCAUUUCAAAUUAGAUUCUAAAGGGCAUUUCCUGUUAUUUCAGCCAAUAUUCCUCAAAAUGAAAAGCACUGACUUUAUAAUGGUCUAUUUCAUGUCAGUCAUGGAUCCAGAAUGAUUGGUCUGUUGACCUCUGUGCUUAUUUAUGUUCAACAUUGUUGAUUCUUUAUGGAAAAACCAUAACAACAGUUGUGUGUUUAUAACCUGACUGAUACGCUUGUCUCCGCACAGUAACUGGAAUUGAUGCUCUCUGUCUGCGUAUUACACACCAAGGCCACCAGAUGGCGAUGGUUACAACUAAAUGGAGAUUUUCACACCAUGUUCACACACUUUCAAAAGAGCUCUCUUCCCAGAAAUAAUCCAAUGUUUGUUCAGUCAAGUAGUUACAUAAACAAAGGCUCUCAGGCAAUAUGUUUA
Oncorhynchus nerka (sockeye salmon) is the source of this 4953-nucleotide messenger RNA. RefSeq names its product palmitoyltransferase ZDHHC18-B-like. Gene Ontology annotation, molecular function: protein-cysteine S-palmitoyltransferase activity. NCBI's taxonomy places the organism in Eukaryota, Metazoa, Chordata, Actinopteri, Salmoniformes, Salmonidae. Gene Ontology annotation, cellular component: endoplasmic reticulum; Golgi apparatus. Gene Ontology annotation, biological process: peptidyl-L-cysteine S-palmitoylation; protein targeting to membrane. The coding region runs from base 942 to 2534 and encodes 530 amino acids. The record is from RefSeq and is a predicted model, not a curated record. The transcript has 10 exons.